This is a messenger RNA of Adineta steineri, 1404 nucleotides long. Lineage: Eukaryota; Metazoa; Rotifera; Eurotatoria; Adinetida; Adinetidae. The record is from the annotation of a GenBank genome assembly.
AUGGAGCUUAAUUUAACAACAAUGUCGUCUAAUUCUUCUAUUUUUUUAACUACUGAAUUAAAUACAAAUUCUGCAGCAACUACAACAACAACAGCAGCAAUUGUUUAUGGUGAUCAAUUAUUUUUACAUACAGUUGCUUGUCAAGCAAUUGCUGGAGCUUUUACUUGGGCAGCAAUUUUUAUUACAAGUUAUCAUAUUUAUCUUCAUUUACGUCAUUAUAAUGUACCAUCCGAACAAAAAUGGAUUGUUCGACUACUAUUUUAUGUACCUAUCUAUUCUUUUGUUUCAUGGCUUAGUUUGAUCCUCUUUACUAAAGAUUCAUAUUACGUCUAUUUUCAUGCUGUUCGAGACUGCUAUGAAGCUUUUGUCAUCUAUAGUUUCUUAUCACUUUGUUAUGAAUAUUUGGGUGGUGAAGGAGCUAUCAUGGCAGAAAUUCGUGGAAAAUAUAUCCAUCGAAGUUGGUGGACUUGUACAUGUUGUUUAUCAAAUCAAGAAUAUACAAUAAGUUUUUUAAGAUUUUGUAAACAAGCAACAUUACAAUUCUGUUUAGUGAAACCAUUAAUGUCUUUAGUUACACUUGUAUUACAAUCAUUUGAUAAAUAUAAAGAUGGAGAUUUUUCUGUUACUGGUGGUUAUUUAUAUUUAACAAUCAUCUAUAAUAUAUCUGUAUCAGUCGCAUUAUAUGGUUUAUUUUUAUUUUAUGCAGCAACUAAAGAUAUUUUAGCUAAAUAUGACCCAGUUUUGAAAUUUUUAACAGUUAAAUCAGUUAUUUUUCUAACAUUUUGGCAAGGUGUUCUUUUGGCUAUUUUUGAACAAUUAGGAAUUAUUCAAGCAUUUCAAGGCAAAACAAAUUUAAGUGUUGGUACAGUUGCUGCUGGAUGGCAAAGUUUUUUUAUUUGUAUUGAAAUGUGUUUAGCUUCUAUUGCUUUACGUUUUGCUUUUCCACAUGAGCCUUAUAUUUUACGUGAAAAUUAUCUUCCAUCAACAACCAUACAUGUUGGUCAAGGAGGUCAAGGUGGACGAAUAGUAACAAUGCAAAGUAUUUCAAAUAAUCUAAAAGAAACAAUGAAUCCAAAAGAUAUUAUGCAUGAUGCAAUUCAUAAUUUUCAUCCACAAUAUAGAGAUUAUACACAAUACAAUGCACAUGCUACUCAUCUGGACACGGAAUUACCUUCUGUAAUUUUUCAGCUUCCUCGGACAACUGAUGACCGCCCAUCCGUGACUUCACCGUCUAAUGUCAAUCAAUAUACAACACAAAAUAAUGAACCUGCAACAUUACCAAUUGAAAUUCCAAUGCAUAGUCAAAAUAAUAUUCUUCAGAAUUUACCAAAUAAAUUAUUACCCAAAUCAUUGACAAAAAAAGAUGCAGAAAAAGAUAUGUUAUUAAUUAAUGACGAUAUCUAA